UCGCAUCAGCAACACUCCGCGCAUCCCUUCAUGCGCGCUCUGGACACGGAUGUGGAGGCGGAGGAGGGGGUCUCGCGCUCUCACCGUCUCUCUUUCUCUUUCUCUCAGUUCAGCCAUUUAAACCAACCCAUAGCUACAUCAAGAGGAGGCUACUGACACCGAGACGCCCUGCUUGGAUCACAUUAUUUUGCUCGGCUUUUUCAAGAGGAGCGUCGCACGGGAUGUCAAGCCUCCUGGAGAACCCUCUGCAGGCGGUGCUCUAUCUGAAGGAGCUCACCGCCAUCGUGCAGAAUCAACAGAGUCUGAUCCAAACCCAGCGAUACCGGAUAGACAUACUCGAGCGCCGGCUGGAGGAUCUAGCGGGUGAGAACCGGCAGCUCCGGGACUCCAGCAGCAGCCAUCACCGGCACCCUCCCCGCUAUCACCCGCCUCCGCCCCCCCGCACCUCCAGCCUGCCCCGAACCAGCAGAGCCGGGACACCCCCGGUUAGUCAAACUCAGCAGGAGCAUCAUUCCCCUCUGGACAUGCAGCUCGUGCCUGCUGGACCCAGCAAUGCCAGUCCGGACUCUGCUGAUGAAGAUGAUGAUGAAGCUCAGAACCCCUGCUGUAGGUCCCUGGUCCCACAGACACCUGCCACCUUGUGCCGAGCUGUGGGACUCCCACGGACAUCUGAGAGUCAGACCGUCUUGCACCAGUUCUGCUGUCCAGCACCAGAGGCCCCAGAGGGAGAAUCCAAAACCUGCUCCAGCUCGAUUCCUGCUGCGGGAGAGGAACAGAGAGAUGAGAAAAAAGACGGUCAGCCUGACGUGCCGCCCUGCUCACAUCCUCCAGAAUAUGAGCUCUCUCCUGAUCUCAAACAAAAACAGAUAGAGGAACUGGAGCAAAAGUACGGUGGUCCUUUGAUUUCGCGGCGUGCGGCCUGUAAGAUUCAGAUGGCGUUCCGCCAGUACCAGCUCAGCAAGAACUUCCAGAAGAUCCGUAACUCAGUUCUGGAGAGUGGGAUCCCGCGGCGUAUGUCGGUGCGCAGGGUCCGGGUGCAGAGGGAAAGUUUCUCUGCUGAGCGGGCGCUGAUGGAAGGAUGCUCGCUCAUGGGCAUCCCGCUCACACACUCCACAUCACUGCCGGUGACCACAACAACCACACUCACACACCUGGAGGACACAUUCACCGAACAGGUUCAGACAUUAGCACGGUCUAUUGACGAGGCUUUGAGCGGCUGGAGUUCUACUAGAGACGGGGAAGGAGAGAAGUCCUCUGUGGCCCCGCCCUCUGGAUCCCAUCCCGAGGGGCUCCUGAUGGACCCCAAUACCCUACAGGAGGCCCCACCAGGGGGCUGUGGGGAGAACUUACCCCGCAGCGCCAGUAAACUCAUGAUGGCUUUCAGGGAUGUGACUGUUCAAAUUGAUAACCACAACUUUCGCCUCUCCUCCUCCUCCAUGCUGGAGUCAGUUUCCCUUGGUAACGGCAUAUCCAAGGAGACCGGCUCUGAAGCCCAAACAGGGGGAAAGAUCGCAGGCCAAUCGGCAUCGUCAGCCACGGCGAUGCCUGAGUUUCCACCUCCGCCUCCCAGCGAGGAAGAGAAAGAGAACCAACAGCCAACCGGAUCGGAUGCAGCAGCGACAGCAGGGGCGGGCCUGGAGGGGAAACAGACCAAUCAGAUUGCUCCCGAGACGGCGGAAAACAGCUCAGAGCCUGUCAGUAGCAGCAGCACCUCGACAUCAGCGUGCGAGACGAUGAUUCUGUCUCUGCCCCGCCCACACUGCCAGGACACACCCUGCGGGACGCUGUCGACAGAUAUCGCACGCAAACGCCUUUACCGUAUUGGACUCAACCUCUUCAAUGUAAAUCCAGACAAAGGCAUCCAGUUCUUGAUAUCCAGGGGCUUUAUUCCAGAUACCGCCAUUGGUGUGGCUCACUUCCUGUUGCAGAGGAAGGGUUUGAGCCGACAGAUGAUUGGAGAGUUCCUCGGUAACAGCAAAAGGCAGUUCAACAGAGAUGUGUUAGACUGUGUGGUGGAUGAGAUGGAUUUUUCAAUGCUGGAGCUGGAUGAAGCUCUGAGGAAGUUUCAGGCUCACGUGCGAGUGCAAGGAGAAGCUCAAAAAGUCGAGAGACUCAUUGAAGCAUUCAGUCAGAGAUAUUGUAUGUGUAACCCUGACGUGGUGCAACAGUUUCAUAAUCCCGACACAAUCUUCAUCUUGGCCUUUGCCAUCGUGCUGCUGAACACAGACAUGUACAGUCCCAACAUAAAACCAGAGCGCAAGAUGCUGCUGGAAGACUUCAUACGCAACCUACGAGGAGUGGACGAUGGGGCAGACAUUCCACGGGAGAUGCUAGCCGGGAUUUACGAGCGGAUUCAGCAAAGGGAGCUGCGCUCUAAUGAGGAUCAUGUGACCUACGUUACCAGGGUGGAGCAAAGUAUUCUUGGAAUGAAGACGAUACUGUCAGUUCCUCACCGUAGGCUGGUGUGCUGCAGUCGACUCUAUGAGGUCACCGAUGUAAAUAAACCGCAGAAACAGGCUUCACAUCAGAGAGAGGUGUUCCUCUUCAAUGACCUGAUAGUGAUCCUAAAACUAUGCCCUAAGAAGAAGAGUGCCGCAACAUACACGUUCUGCAAGGCCAUGGGUUUACUGGGAAUGCAAUUCCAUCUGUUUGAGAAUGAGUAUUACCCUCAUGGAAUCACGAUAUUGUCUCCGUUCUCGUCGGAGAAGAAGCAGGUGGUGAGUUUCUGUUCUCAGAGCUCAGAGGAGCUGCUCAAGUUUGUAGAGGACCUGAGAGAGAGCAUCGCAGAGGUGGCAGAGAUGGAACAAAUUCGGAUUGAGUGGGAACUAGAAAGACAACAGGUUGUGAGAAAUCAAACUAACAAGAACGGCACACAACUAGACAUCCACGCUGGAUCUAGUUCUGCUUCAGGGGAUGAUUUUUAUGAGAAAACAGGAAGCAACACAGUAGAGGUGUCAAUUCACAACAGGCUCCAAACAUACCAACUCAGCUCUCCUCUGGCCCCACCCAGCGCUCAGCAACACCUGGCCGUCCUGCCUAGCCCCGCCCCUGGCUCCACCCUCACCAUCUCCCCAGACACCCUGAUCCAGUGCCAGCAGAUCGUCAAGGUGAUCGUCAUGGAUGCCGCCGGGCGUGGCCACGUGGAGGCGUUCCUCAGCCACAACCCCGCCCACCGCCUCAUCCAAUCGGCUGUGUCCACGCCCACAGGUCACGGAGGGGGCAAGCAGCAGCCGCCCCUCCCACCCCCGCCGCCUCCUUAUCAUCACCCGCAUCAGUUUUGCCCCCCGACCCCUCCACCACCACGCCACCUGCUGAGCCAGCGCAGGUACUCCAGCGGGACACGCAGCCUAGUUCAGACAUUAGCACGGUCUAUUGACGAGGCUUUGAGCGGCUGGAGUUCUAUUAGAGACGGGGAAGGAGAGAAGUCCUCUGUGGCCCCUCCCUCUGGAUCCCAUCCCGAGGGGCUCCUGAUGGACCCCAAUACCCUACAGGAGGCCCCACCAGGGGGCUGUGGGGAGAACUUACCCCGCAGCGCCAGUAAACUCAUGAUGGCUUUCAGGGAUGUGACUGUUCAAAUUGAUAACCACAACUUUCGCCUCUCCUCCUCCUCCAUGCUGGAGUCAGUUUCCCUUGGUAACGGCAUAUCCAAGGAGACCGGCUCUGAAGUCCAAACAGGGGGAAAGAUCGCAGGCCAAUCGGCAUCGUCAGCCACGGAGAUGCCUGAGUUUCCACCUCCGCCUCCCAGCGAGGAAGAGAAAGAGAACCAACAGCCAACCGGAUCGGAUGCAGCAGCGACAGCAGGGGCGGGCCUGGAGGGGAAACAGACCAAUCAGAUUGCUCCCGAGACGGCGGAAAACAGCUCAGAGCCUGUCAGUAGCAGCAGCACCUCGACAUCAGCGUGCGAGACGAUGAUUCUGUCUCUGCCCCGCCCACACUGCCAGGACACACCCUGCGGGACGCUGUCGACAGAUAUCGCACGCAAACGCCUUUACCGUAUUGGACUCAACCUCUUCAAUGUAAAUCCAGACAAAGGCAUCCAGUUCUUGAUAUCCAGGGGCUUUAUUCCAGAUACCGCCAUUGGUGUGGCUCACUUCCUGUUGCAGAGGAAGGGUUUGAGCCGACAGAUGAUUGGAGAGUUCCUCGGUAACAGCAAAAGGCAGUUCAACAGAGAUGUGUUAGACUGUGUGGUGGAUGAGAUGGAUUUUUCAAUGCUGGAGCUGGAUGAAGCUCUGAGGAAGUUUCAGGCUCACGUGCGAGUGCAAGGAGAAGCUCAAAAAGUCGAGAGACUCAUUGAAGCAUUCAGUCAGAGAUAUUGUAUGUGUAACCCUGACGUGGUGCAACAGUUUCAUAAUCCCGACACAAUCUUCAUCUUGGCCUUUGCCAUCGUGCUGCUGAACACAGACAUGUACAGUCCCAACAUAAAACCAGAGCGCAAGAUGCUGCUGGAAGACUUCAUACGCAACCUACGAGGAGUGGACGAUGGGGCAGACAUUCCACGGGAGAUGCUAGCCGGGAUUUACGAGCGGAUUCAGCAAAGGGAGCUGCGCUCUAAUGAGGAUCAUGUGACCUACGUUACCAGGGUGGAGCAAAGUAUUCUUGGAAUGAAGACGAUACUGUCAGUUCCUCACCGUAGGCUGGUGUGCUGCAGUCGACUCUAUGAGGUCACCGAUGUAAAUAAACCGCAGAAACAGGCUUCACAUCAGAGAGAGGUGUUCCUCUUCAAUGACCUGAUAGUGAUCCUAAAACUAUGCCCUAAGAAGAAGAGUGCCGCAACAUACACGUUCUGCAAGGCCAUGGGUUUACUGGGAAUGCAAUUCCAUCUGUUUGAGAAUGAGUAUUACCCUCAUGGAAUCACGAUAUUGUCUCCGUUCUCGUCGGAGAAGAAGCAGGUGGUGAGUUUCUGUUCUCAGAGCUCAGAGGAGCUGCUCAAGUUUGUAGAGGACCUGAGAGAGAGCAUCGCAGAGGUGGCAGAGAUGGAACAAAUUCGGAUUGAGUGGGAACUAGAAAGACAACAGGUUGUGAGAAAUCAAACUAACAAGAACGGCACACAACUAGACAUCCACGCUGGAUCUAGUUCUGCUUCAGGGGAUGAUUUUUAUGAGAAAACAGGAAGCAACACAGUAGAGGUGUCAAUUCACAACAGGCUCCAAACAUACCAACUCAGCUCUCCUCUGGCCCCACCCAGCGCUCAGCAACACCUGGCCGUCCUGCCUAGCCCCGCCCCUGGCUCCACCCUCACCAUCUCCCCAGACACCCUGAUCCAGUGCCAGCAGAUCGUCAAGGUGAUCGUCAUGGAUGCCGCCGGGCGUGGCCACGUGGAGGCGUUCCUCAGCCACAACCCCGCCCACCGCCUCAUCCAAUCGGCUGUGUCCACGCCCACCAGGUCACGGGAGGGGGGCAAGCAGCAGCCGCCCCUCCCACCCCCGCCGCCUCCUUAUCAUCACCCGCAUCAGUUUUGCCCCCCGACCCCUCCACCACCACGCCACCUGCUGAGCCAGCGCAGGUACUCCAGCGGGACACGCAGCCUAGUCUGA
Molecule: messenger RNA, 5534 nt
Organism: Pimephales promelas (fathead minnow)
Lineage: Eukaryota; Metazoa; Chordata; Actinopteri; Cypriniformes; Leuciscidae
Source: RefSeq, a predicted model, not a curated record